CGUGUCGCUUAAUGCAACGUUUUUUUAACGAAUUUUUUGCAAGUGACGAAGUUAUAAAUAGAAGUGCCAAUCAAAGGUCGCUUCAGUCAGUGAUCAGCCGUUACGGGGAGAUAUCACGUUUGUUGAGACUUGUCGAUAAGGUUGAUAGUAGAACCGAUUACGUGAUGAUGGACCGUAGGAAGUUUUAUAAAAAAGUAAUAUCCGAAUUCUCUCAGGUACGGGCUAAACGUAAAUUAUCCUUCGAAGACGAAAUAGCAUCAAACCCUACACAGGAACAACAAUCUUCGGAAUUAACUUCAUUAUUGGAUAAUAAUCAACCCUUGACAAGCAUUGAAAAUAUGGGUGAUCAUGUUUCAUCUUCUAGAAUAUUUUAUAAAAAUCAUCAGUCAAUAAGUAAAUUAGAAAUACACAAAAACACCGAUGUCCCACAAAUAGAAUGUUUGCAAAACAAUAAUACCGAUGGCCAUAAUACUGAGACUCCACCAACCUUGGAAGGAAUAGUUGACACUGUUGCAGAGUUUCAACGGACUAUUGAUAGCAAUGUAAUUGAUAGCAAUGUAAUAACGAACACAAUGGAAAAUUUAGUCGCCAAAGAUGCUGCUUUUGAUCCUAUUAAUAUUAAGCAAAAUACAAAACAAUCCAAACGACCCAGACUUAACAAAAAGACAUAUUGUGAAUUUAUCUCCGAUAAUGAAGACCCGUUUUUUACUGAUGGUUCUAGUUCGUGGAGUGAUACAGGUAACACGUCUUCAGAUACAUCUACCCAUAAUAAGAGGCCUAAGAAAAAGAUAGUCAAAAAAACACAGAAGGUAAGUAAGGAGUUAGCCAGUAAAACAGAUGAUAUUGACAUAGUUGGCGAAAAAGGUAAAAGAACAAAACGAAUAAAUUAUAGAAAGAAUAGAAAGGAUCUUAAAAAUAGAGGUCAACAGUAUACCCGAGCAGAUGGAACAAUACGUUCUAAAAGAGAAAUUAAACCUAAUCCUUGUAUCGGGAAAAAAUGCGGCAAUGGUUGCCAGAAUGUAACCGAAGAACGAAGAUUGUCAUUGUUUCAUCAUUUUUGGAGUUUGAGUAGUGCUAGACAACGCGAUUGGAUUGUAAAUAUGAGCCGACGAAAUUCAAUCAAGAGAAAACGUUCAAAAGAUAGUGGGAAACGUUCUUUUUCGUACGAAUAUUACAUUAAUGAUAACGAAGAUAGACGAAGAGUCUGCCAGCAGUUUCUACUUAACACCCUAGAUAUUACACAAACUUAUGUACAUUAUACACUAACAAAUUCCAUUGAGGGAUCUGCAAAAUAUGAUCUAAGAGGUAAAAUUAUACCUGCUAAUAAAACUAAGGAAACUACACGACAAAGCGUUAUAAACUUCAUCAAAAAGUUGCCAGCACUGCCCUCUCACUACUGUCGAAAGGAUACUACUAAACUUUACUUACCAGUAGAAUUUAGGAACCAAAAAAUGUGUACCGUAUUUACAAAGGCGAGAAAACAUCCGAGGGAAUAG
Diabrotica virgifera virgifera (western corn rootworm) is the source of this 1496-nucleotide messenger RNA. RefSeq lists its product as uncharacterized. Lineage: Eukaryota; Metazoa; Arthropoda; Insecta; Coleoptera; Chrysomelidae. The transcript has 4 exons. The coding region runs from base 12 to 1496 and encodes 494 amino acids. The record is from RefSeq and is a predicted model, not a curated record.